Messenger RNA from Meloidogyne enterolobii, 351 nucleotides. NCBI's taxonomy places the organism in Eukaryota, Metazoa, Nematoda, Chromadorea, Rhabditida, Meloidogynidae. The record is from the annotation of a GenBank genome assembly.
AUGGAGCAUGGUCCAAGAGAAUAUCUUUCGUUUAAGGAUAUCGGAAUUGACUUUUGUGCACGUACAAGUUCUCACGGAAUUCCUUUUGUUGGGACACAUUCAUUCUUUGGACGUCCUUUUUGGGCAACAGUUACAGCAAUUGCUUUUUGUUCUUUCAUUAUUCAGACAUAUUACACACUUUCAGAUUAUUUAGAAUUUAGAACUAUAAUAGAAAUGCAAUUAAAAUUUGAACCAGGUAAAUUUAUAAAUGUAAAAAUAUUUUUAAAUAAACACAAAUACAUUGACGUUAAUUUAAUAAUAUUUAUCCACCAUAUCCCAUUUAAUACAUUAAUAUAUUUUUUAUCUCCUUAG